AUGAAGUGGAGGCUCUGCGGAUCGGAGACGCAGCACGCCAGCCUGCCCCAGCCCCGCCUCUACUCGUGGGAGCGGCCACAGUCCAACGUGCUGUCCAUCGUGGCUGGGGUUGUCGGUGCCAUUUUGGCCAUCGCCAUCUUGGCUGGUAUUGGAUUCAUCAUCUACAGAUGCCAUGCAGGGAAGAAGGAGAAAGGCUACAACACGGCGCCCAGCCAGGAUGGUGGAUCCAGCAGCUCAUGCACAGGGAGCAACCAAACCAUCUGAGUGCUGUGCUACAGUCUGCAAUGGUCCAACUGGCCACACGAACACUUGGGACUGGUGAUGGACACAGCCCCAUCCUCUCAACCUCUCACAUCUCCCUCUGCUUCCUAUGCUGUUAUGCUUUGCCUGUGCUGAUUCCUGAAAUAUAAAGUGUACAUUCUGCUCUAUGCCGUGCUUGGAGCUGGGGGGGUAAAGGGACCUUGGUCUGGUCUGGCUGCUUAGGGUAUUGAGAACCCACUGCCCUCUCCCCCUGCACCUGCUGCUCACUGCCCCCAUUCUUCUCCUCAUCCCUCAUCACUUCCCCCCUGUUUCCCCAUGUAUUUGGCUGCCUGCUACCCAUCCUUGAUCAAUUCUGGUUUUCCCAAUGCCAUCCCUGUGAGCUGGAAUGUGGUCUCCUUGUCGCUCCUCCCAGCUGUCCCUGCAUAUCCCCACCCAACUUGGUGUCCUGCAGCACUUCCCCUCCCACCCCCAUCCUGCUGCCUUUCCAAUCCUCACCCACAAACUUCCCCACUCCACAUCCCUCCUCCCACACAUCCCCACGCUCUCGUGUCCCUGCUGUGUCCCCUCCAGCUCCGUGACCCUCCCACACUGUACUCCAUACCCAAAGAAAUACAAUUGUUCUGAAGCCCUCCAGCCCUCUUCUGGUUCAUUCAAGCCCCCCUCCCCCUCCCCCCCCAGCACUGCCCAGCUACAAACAAGGAAUCAAAAUACGAAGGGCCCUACCAAGUGCUUCAGACCUCUCAUAUGGCAGCUAAGGUGGAAGGACUUAUCCCGUGGAUAUACCACACCUUCCUGACACCUAUGGUUGCCAUUUGAGUACUACAAAUAGAAGUUUCAACAUUAAGUAAGGUAGUAUUGCAGAAUAGGAUGGUGCUGGACUUAACUAACAGCAAAGGAAGGGGGAGUUUGUGUAGUUAUUUAUCAGAGCUGCUGUGCUUAUAUAGAUGAGACGCAAAGAGUAGAGAUUGAUUUGCAGGCUAUGUGGGAACGUACUAAAGUGCUCCAUCAGGUUUCAUGAGAUGACACUUCCCUUGGUUUUACAGAGUUGCUGGAAAAGUUAACUGAUUGGCUCCCCAAUUUUGCCUGGUUAAAACAAUUGUUUCUGGCUUGCGUUGCAAUAUUGGCCUUGCUUGUUUUGAUGUGUAUAAUAUUGCGAUGUAUUAUGUGGCUUUGCAAAAAUACAGGAAAUAGCUAUGAGGAUUGGAAAAGACAUCGAUUACAGCAGAAGAUGGAAAAUGGAAGUUAUUUUAGAAAUGCUCUUUCUAGAAAUAGAAUCAUUUAGCAAAAGAUUUUGCUAGGUUCAAGAAAAGGGGGGAAUUGAAAGUAGUAAUUGGGUAAAUAGGGGCCUUUCAUGAAGAUUAAGCAUCCUAGGCUUUGGGGAAUGUCAGAAGAAAAGGACCAGUGGGACAUGUCAACAUUGCUAUAGUUACAGUACAUCUGGGUCUAUAGUUAAGACAAUACAGCUGGGUAUACGUAAGGGAAAGGUAGCUGAAGAAACUGGUUUUGACUGAUUGAGUGGAGGAGUUGGGUCAAAGCAACCUGAGGAAGUCUUCUGACUUCAUCCCAACAACCACCGGAGCGAGACCCCCACUAUGGACUGCACACCCGUCAGUAGGAGGGACAGCAUGUAAAUGAGUUCCCAGAAAAACAAUAAAUAUGAAUAUGUAUACACUUGCUCUAUAACUUCCUAACGCUCCUGUCUAUCGGGUCACAUGAUAGGAGGAGUGAUCCCCCAAGUGCCCAGAGCUGAAUAAACACAUACCUGCUUUAUAACCUAA
Coturnix japonica (Japanese quail) is the source of this 2039-nucleotide messenger RNA. NCBI's taxonomy places the organism in Eukaryota, Metazoa, Chordata, Aves, Galliformes, Phasianidae. The record is from RefSeq and is a predicted model, not a curated record.